Apis dorsata (giant honeybee) is the source of this 1442-nucleotide messenger RNA. RefSeq names its product reticulon-4-interacting protein 1, mitochondrial-like. Gene Ontology annotation, cellular component: mitochondrion. The record is from RefSeq and is a predicted model, not a curated record. Gene Ontology annotation, molecular function: oxidoreductase activity. NCBI's taxonomy places the organism in Eukaryota, Metazoa, Arthropoda, Insecta, Hymenoptera, Apidae. The coding region runs from base 203 to 1369 and encodes 388 amino acids. The transcript is spliced from 6 exons.
CAAUAUAUAGUCAUCUUGGAUGUAUCAUGAAAAUCUGUUGAAAUUAAAUUUAUUAAAUUAUCCAUCUUUAUAAAAAUUUGUGUAAAUUUAUGUUGUCAAAUUUUAAAAGAAAGUAUUUUUGAUUGUUAUAAUUAUAAAUUAAUAGCAUCUUUCGAACAUAACCUAUAUUUUUUCGGUGUUUAAUUGAAAUCAAUUUGAAACGAUGUUAAAAAAAAUAACAUUGAAUUUUAAAUCAAAUAUACGUUUUCUUAGUAAUUUAUCAGCAAAAUGUAAAGAAAAUAUUGAAGAUAAAAUGCAAGCUUGGCAAAUUCAUUCAUAUGGUGGUUUGGAAGAAUUAAAACUCUCAAAUGUCAGAAUUCCAGUAAUUAAUAGACCAACAGAUAUUCUUGUGAAAAUUGAAGCUUCUAGUGUAAAUCCUAUAGAUAUAUAUAUGACACGAGGAUAUGGUGCAGUAAUUUUAAACUUAUUAAGAAAAGCAAAAAAUCUUACUAGUAGACAAUAUGACGAAUUAGAAUUGCCAUUAACUUUAGGUAGAGAUUUUUCUGGUAUAAUAGUUUCAAAAGGACAUGGAGUUGGAAAUAAAUUAAAAUUAGGUGAUGAAAUAUGGGGUGUAGUUCCUGUGGAACAACAAGGUUGUCAUGCUAAUUAUGUAGUUGUAAAUAGUUCGCAUGUUACUUUGAGACCUAGAAAUUUGUCGCAUAUUGAAGCAGCCAGUAUAUUAUAUACUGGUCUUACAGCAUGGUCUGCAUUGUGGAUUACUGGUGCAUUAUAUUGUAAAAGUAUAAUGCCUCUAAAAAGAAGUAACAAAGUUUUAGUAUUAGGUGGUGCAGGAGGAGUAGGAACUAUGGCAAUACAACUUUUAAAAUCUUGGGAUAUGAAUGUUGUUACUACAUGUAGUAGCGAUGCUGUCAAUUUAGUACAAAAAUUAGGAGCUGAUACUGUGAUUGAUUACAAAUUAGAUGGCGCUGAUUCAAAAAUAAUUAGUGAAGGACCUUAUAAUAUAAUUUUGGAUUGCGCUAAUCAAGGACCAGAUAUGAUAAGAUUAAAGGGUUAUCCUCAUUCUACUUAUAUAACUUUAAAUUCUCCAAUAUUAAAAAAUACAGAUCAACAUGGAUUAAUAGCUGGCACAGUAAAAAAUAUAGGUGAAUUGUUGAAAUAUAAUAUGUCUAUUGUUGAAAAUAGAAGUACAGUGAAAUGGGGUUUUUUUACACCUUCAACAGCAGGAAUUAAAACACUUAAAGAAUUGGUUGAAACUGAAAAGCUUAUUCCUGUAGUUAAAAAAGUAUAUUCAUUUCAAGAUUUACCACUAGCAUAUGAAAGAGUAGCUCAAGGUCAUUUACGAGGUAAAUUAGUUAUUGAUAUGACAUAGUAUUAUAUCAACAAUUAAUUCAAAAAAAUUAAUAAUAAAAUUAUUUCAUACAAUAAAUAUGCAUUUUAUGUUA